This is a messenger RNA of Boleophthalmus pectinirostris (great blue-spotted mudskipper), 2793 nucleotides long. Its product is annotated as NACHT, LRR and PYD domains-containing protein 3-like. Lineage: Eukaryota; Metazoa; Chordata; Actinopteri; Gobiiformes; Gobiidae. The record is from RefSeq and is a predicted model, not a curated record. Gene Ontology annotation, molecular function: protein binding. The coding region runs from base 16 to 2793 and encodes 925 amino acids. The transcript has 10 exons.
UGAGCGAGUGGGGAAAUGGAUUCAAGGAGAGAGCAGAUAGAAGGAGAAGCAGCUCCAGGGGGCAGCGCUGAGGCGCGACGCAGAUCCUCAGCCUCAGAGUCCAGACCUGAGUCCAUGAAGAGUGACCAGUCUAAAGGUCCUCCAGACGUCAGACAUGAACCUGAACCUUCAUCCUCACUAGUAAAGCCCUGGCCCUGGACUCAACACGAUGACAGGACAGAACAAAAGCAGGUCCACAGAACUUCACUGACAGGUGAAGAGCUCCAGAAGGUUCUGCAGGAGUAUAAGCUGAGCCUGAGCAGCAGAUGUGGGAGUGUGACGGAGGGAACUGAAGGAGCAGGAAGUAGAACUCCUCUGAACAUGAUCUACACUGAGCUGUACAUCACAGCAGGCCUCAGUGAAGAGGACACAGCCCGACAUGAAGAGAGGAGGCUGGAGGAACUCUCCAAAAAAACAGUCCAGGAAACCUCCAUCAGGUGUCAGGACAUCUUUAAAGCACUGCCCACUGAGCAGCAGGGGGCGCCACAGCAGAAGGAGCAGAAGAAGCAAAGGUCCAUCAGAGCGGUGCUGACCUGCGGCGUGGCUGGAGCGGGGAAGACCUUCUCAGUCCUGAAGUUCUCUCUGGACUGGGCCCAGGGUUCAGAGAACCAGGAUGUGGACCUGGUGCUGCCGCUGUCCUUCAGAGAGCUGAACCUGGUCAGAGAGGAGAGCUACAGUUUGGUGGAGCUGAUACAACUGUUCCAUCCAGCGCUGGAACCACAGACGCUCACAGCACAAACUCUGUCCGUCUCUAAACUCCUGUUCAUCUUCGACGGCCUCGACGAGAGCAGACUGUCUCUGGACUUUCACUGUGAGUUCAUCUCUGAGGUCACACAGAGGUCAGAGGUCAGCGUGCUGUUAGUGAACCUCAUCAAAGGCAAACUGCUUCCUACUGCCCUUAUAUGGAUCACCUCCAGACCAGCAGCAGCCAAUCAGAUCCCAGCGCAGUGUGUGCACAGGGUGACAGAGGUCAGGGGCUUCAUCACUGACCAUCAGAAGGAGCAGUACUUCAGGAAGAGGUUCACAGAUGAAGAGCAGUGUAAGACAGUCCUGUCCCACAUCAGAACCUCCCGCAGCCUCCACAACAUGUGCCAGAUCCCAGUCUUCUGCUGGAUCACAGCCACGGUCCUGGACCACAUGUUGAGAACCAAUCAGAGCGGAGCGCUGCCCCAGACACUCAGCGACAUGUACGCCCACUUCCUGUUAGUGCAGACCUACAGGAAGAGCAAGAACACAGGAGAGAGCAGCGGUCCAGAGCUGAACACAGACGACUGUGAGCUGCUCCUGAAGCUGGGCAGACUGGCCUUUGAACAUCUGCAGAAAGGAAACUUCAUGUUCUACCAGGAGGACCUGGAGCAGGUGGGUCUGGACCUGACCGAGGACUCGGUCUAUUCAGGACUCUGUACAGAGAUCUUCAAACGAGAGAGUGUCCUCUUCAACAAAUCCAUCUACUGCUUCGUCCACCUGAGCGUCCAGGAGUUUAUGGCAGCGCUUUACCUGCUCCACUGCUUUGGAAGUGACCCACAGGUCGUUCAGAGGUUUCUUGGUAAAAAGAUGAUAAAAUUAAGUGCAAGUGAGUUUCUCAAACGAUCUCUUGUUAAAUCCAUGAAGAGUUCAAACGGCCGCCUGGACCUGUUUGUGCGCUUCCUUCAUGGCCUCAGUCUGGACUCCAACCAGAAGCUUUUAGGACGUCUGCUGAGUCCAGUAAACCAAUCAGAAAUCCCCAAAGUCAUUGAAAACCUGAAAGAGAUGAGCUCAGAGAAAGUCUCUCCAGACCAAAGCAUCAACAUCUUCCACUGUCUGAUGGAAAUGAAGGACCAGUCGUUCCUGCAGCAGAUCCAGGACCUCCUGAAGUCUAGAGGAGCAUCACAGGAGGAACUGUCUGAGUUCCAGUGCUCGGCUCUGGCCUACGUGCUGCAGAUGUCAGAGCAGGUCCUGGAGGAACUGGACCUACAGAAGUACAACACAUCUGUUUGUGGUCGACAGAGACUGAUCCCAGCGGUGAGGAGCUGCAGGAAGGCUCGGCUUGUUGAGUGUGGACUCUCAAAGACUCACUGUGAAGUGGUGGCCUCAGCGCUGCAGUCCAGCUCCAACCAUCUGAAAGAGCUCGAUCUGAGUGGAAAUGACCUGAGUGUCUCAGCAGUGGUUACGCUGUGUGCUGGACUGCAGAGUCGUCACUGUGAACUCUCCAGUCUCAGAUUGAGUCGCUGCAGUUUGACCUACAGCUGCUGUCUGCCCCUGGAUGAAGCUCUGUGGAUAAACCCCUCCCACCUCAGAGUCUUGGACCUCAGUGAAAAUCUUGAACUAACAGAUCUUGGAGUGGAGAUUUUGUGUGAUUUUCUGUGGAACCCACUGUGUCAGCUAGAAACUCUGAGAUUGAGUCGCUGCAGUUUGACCUACAGCUGCUGUUGGCCCCUGGAUGAAGCUCUGUGGAUAAACCCCUCCCACCUCAGAGUCUUGGACCUCAGUGAAAAUCUUGAACUAACAGAUCGUGGAGUGGAGUUUUUGCUUCGUUUUCUGUGGAACCCACUGUGUCAGCUAGAAACUCUGAGUUUAAGGUCCUGUGGUGUGUCGGACCUCAGCUGUCGGUAUUUGGCUUCUGCUCUGAGGCUCCGUCCUUCACUUCCUCUGAGGCACCUGGACCUACGGGGCAAUACUGUGACGUCUGCUGGACUCCAGGAGCUGAGAGAGAGAGUCGACCAGGACCAGGUCAUCAGCUGCAUGUCCUCAGGUCACGACAAGAACAACAAGUAG